This is a messenger RNA of Amphiprion ocellaris (clown anemonefish), 4043 nucleotides long. RefSeq names its product transient receptor potential channel pyrexia. Gene Ontology annotation, biological process: calcium ion import across plasma membrane. The record is from RefSeq and is a predicted model, not a curated record. Gene Ontology annotation, cellular component: membrane. The transcript is spliced from 18 exons. Lineage: Eukaryota; Metazoa; Chordata; Actinopteri; Pomacentridae. Gene Ontology annotation, molecular function: calcium channel activity; protein binding. The coding region runs from base 773 to 3346 and encodes 857 amino acids.
GUUAAACAUGAGGAUGAUCAGAUGUUUAAAUUACACAGAAUAAACUUCCAAACAUCACUGAUCCUGUAUGAUCGUAGGAGAAGUCAGACCUCAGUUUGGGUUGAAAGGAGACACACAGAGAGAUGGAGUCAGUGGAGGAGAACAUUAAGAGCAUAAAGAACAUAUAGAACAGGAAGAACAUGUAGAACAUGAGGAGAACAUGAGGAAAACAUGAAGAACAUGAGGAGAACAUGAGGAGAACGUGAGGAGAACAUGUUCCACGUCCAGUACAUAUUCUGACCAACUAGAACACGCCAUGUUGUUCAUGUUUGUUUACAUCAAUAAAGAUCAGUCAUUGGUCUUCAUUCAGCGUGACCCAGCCAUAAACUAAGACCUGAACCUGGACCUGGACCUGGACCUGGAUCUGGUCCCUCCCAUCUCCACCCACUGAUAAGACCAAGCAUCAACCUUUGAGUCAACAGCUGAUAACCAGCUGAGCUCAUGGUUUGUUUGUUUCAACUGAAACACAGAAGCAGCAUCAGAUCCAGAUCAGCUCAGAACCACAGAGUGAAGACGGAUCCAGGAGACAGUUCUCAGUCCUUCAUCCAUGAUCCAGCGAGACUACAGAUAAAAUCUGGACACAGAUUCCAUCAAGUCCAGCCGAGUUCUGUAGGUUUUACUGGGUCCAGUACAGCUUUGCAGGUUCCUGGAUUUCUGUCAGGUUCUACAGGCUCUAGGAGAUUCAGCUGAACUCUGGAGUUCUGGAGGUGGACAGAGGCUCAGUAGAACCAGGAUGAAGAGGCGUUCCCCAUCAGGUCUGACCUGUCUGAGGAAUCCUGGACCAGAACUGGAGAUGAUGGACAGAACCAACCCCAUCCAGGCCUCCGGUUCUCAACAGGCCUCCGGUUCUCCUCAGGGGUCCAGGUCCUCAGCGUCGGCAGCAGAGAAGGCUACAGAUUGGUGGACGUCACACUCAUGCAGUCGAUGGAAACAGAGAAGACGAAAGUUGACAGGUGUUCAGCUGGAGACCAGGUACAGCGGUCUGACUGAGGAAGACGAAGGUGACAAAGGCCAGAAAGACGAAACUGACACCUCAAGCAAGAACCAGAAACUGAAUAAACAACUCUUGGAUCACUUCAGACACCUGGCUGCAACUAACCAGGACUCCAACCAGGUGGACCUUCAGUUCCUCGAUGAGGUCAUCUCAGAUGGAGCCAAUCCAAACAGCUCAGACAGAUUUGGACAACCCGUCCUGCAUGAGAUCUCCAGGGCGUGGAGCGUGGACGUGAUGCGGUUCUUCUUGAACUGCGGUUCCGAUCUCCGUCGCCCGGAUCAGUUUGGAGUCACGGCGCUGCACGUGGCGGCAGCGCUGGACUACCAGGACAUGGUGCAGUUCCUGCUGGACCACAAAGCUGACCCAGAGGCUCGGACUCACCUGGACCAGCAGACGCCGCUUCACUACGCCGCCAAGAACGACGCCGUUGAAGCCAUCAGGCUACUGCUGCGGGCCGGAGCCACCAUCGAGUCCACCGACUACAAACUGAGGACGCCACUGCAGCUCGCAGCCAACCUCGGGCGCAGUGAUGCGGCUCGCCUGCUGCUGGAGCUCGGGGCGGACGCAGGGGUGAAGGAUGCUGACGGACAGCUCUGUAUAACUGCUCUGAUUGGUCAGAUGAGUUUAGUGGCUCAGCUGGCGCUCAGUCAGUUCCAGGUGAAAGACAGAAUCACCAGACAGCAGUACUUCUACCUGAACCUGCUGGAACCAGAACCACAUCCAGAACCCUCUGAGGAACACCUGCAAGAAGCAGUGGUCAAUGAGCCCUCAUCUCCGUUACAGUUUUCAGAGGACAGUGAACUUGUCCUACAGCUGCAGGUGGUGGUCCAGGAAGGGAAGCUCGACCUGAUCAUGAAUCCUGUCUUCCUCAAACUGAUUCAGGUCAAAUGGAAACUCUAUGGCAGAUUAGGGGCGUGGCUUCUCCUUUUACUCAACUUUCUGUUCAACGUUUCCUGGACAACGGUGGCCAUUUCUGUGUCCGUCCGCCGAGACUCACCUGAUCGCUAUGUCCUCCCCCAGGUGAUCCGUCUGUCACACCUGCCUGUCUCAGGACUGGUCAGGACUUGUCUUUUUCACCUUCCCAUCUCACCUGUCUGUCUCACCGGUCUGUCUCAGGACUGGUGGCGUGUCCUCCUCGUCCUCCCAGCGCUCCUGUUGACUCUCGAGGAGGUGCUCAGGGAGCUGCUGGACAUUUGGCGGUCGAGGAGGAAGCUCCGCCUCUGGCGACGGUGGGCAGAGCGCCGUCUCCAUGACGACCUGCGCUGCUCACAUCCCAUGUGGCCUCAGGAGAGACGUUUCCUUUUGGACCAGAACAAACUGAUUCGCAGGACCAGAGGAAGCUACAGUCGGGACCUGUGGAACGUCUGUGAUUGGAUGGUUUACUGUCUGCUGACGGCGUCCUUUAGCGUCCACCUGGUGGAUGUGUUGCGUCCGUCCGUCCAUCUUCCCACCAUCAGUCUGCGUCUGUUUUCCGUCACCGUCGUCUUUCUGUGGCUGCGACUCAUGAAGCACGUCAGAGCCUUCAGACUGAUGGGUCCGUUCAUCGUCAUGUUGGGGAACAUCGCUGGCAACGUGAUGCGUUUCCUGUUCCUAUACACCGAGAUCUUCAUCCCGUACGCCUGCAGCUUCUGGAUCAUCUUUGGAGGUUCCUCCUCAGUUCCCAGCAUGCAGUCUGUUUCCGGCCUCCUCUAUAGUUUGUAUCGCAUCACUCUGGUGGACGAAUACGAAUACGCUGCCAUGGUAACGGUGGAUGAUGUCAUGGCACCGCUGCUCUGUGGGACGUUUCUGGCAGCUUCCUCGAUCCUGUGUGUCAAUCUACUGAUCGCUCUGCUGACAGACACCUUCCAGAGGGUCCAUGAUAACUCCCAGGCUAACGCCGUCAUGCAGCAGGCUGUGGUCAUCCUGCAGGUGGAGGACUCCAUACCCCUCCUUCGUCGUUUCUAUGACAACCGGUUUGUGUCCAAUUGCUGCUCUCCGCUGGUUGCCGCCUGCGAUAAUGACAUCACAACGCUCCCUCGUUACCAUGACGAGACGGGACACAUCACGGCGGAGAUCAAGGACACUCUGGACCGGUUCCUGGUCCUCCAGAGGGACGCAGAGACGCUCCGAGGUUCUGGAGUCCACAUAGGCCAGGUCCAGAACCACGUCCUGCAGAACCAGGAGCUUCAGAACCAGGAACUUCAGAACCAGGUCCUGCAGAACCAGGACCUUCAGAACCAGGAGCUGCAGAACCAGGAGAUUCAGAACCAGGUCCAGAACCAGGACCUUCAGAACCAGGUCCUGCUGAACCAGGAGCUUCAGAACCAGGUCUAGAACAAGGACCUUCAGAACCAGGAGCUGCAGAACCAGGAGCUUCAGGCCAUCCGAGCAGAGCUGAGGGAGCUCCGGACUCUGGUCCAGCAGCUGGUUGGGACCAGAACCGACGGGUUUUAAGGUUCUUUUCUUUCCAGAAUCUUCAGAGUUUCAGACUUUGAAUCUUCAUGUUUCAUUAAAAUCACUUUAUUCUUCAGCUCCUGUCUAAAAAUAAAGGUUGUUUGAAGCAGAUUCAGUAAAAAGAAUCGACUGGAUGAAUAAAUAAAUGUAGCAGAACGAGAGAACAGAGGAGCUACAGCUGGAGGUCCAUCCAGCAUGGAAGAACAUCUACAGCUGAGGAGCAGAGGGGAAACAUCUGGAAACAUCUGGAGAUAGAAGAACAUUUGCAGCUGAGGAGCAGAGUAGAGAGGAAACAUCUGGAGAGAGAAGAACAUCUGCAGGAUGAGGACACAUCAGAGUUUAAACAUGUUGGACACAAAGAAGAAAAGAAGCUGUGAAAGGAGCAGCCUGCUGAGCUGCAGCGCCCCCUGCUGCCUCCAGAGUCUGUCAUAGAAAGACGACCAUUAAAGACACGUUCUGUUCUCCCAGAGGAACCAUCAGAUACAGAAAGAACAUACUGACAAUGUUCUGUCAUUAAUUAUUCCUUCAUCAUGUGUCAGAGUUUCCCUUUAUGUUGGUUUGACAAUAAAAUCUUUAA